This is a messenger RNA of Neocloeon triangulifer, 2405 nucleotides long. RefSeq lists its product as uncharacterized. Bases 130 to 1503 code for a protein of 457 amino acids. NCBI's taxonomy places the organism in Eukaryota, Metazoa, Arthropoda, Insecta, Ephemeroptera, Baetidae. The record is from RefSeq and is a predicted model, not a curated record. The transcript has 9 exons. Gene Ontology annotation, cellular component: extracellular region.
CGCGACCGAGUCGAAAAACGGCGUGAGGCACCGCGAGUCGCUCAGUCGGUGCUGUUUCGCCAAACGAAGCGCAGCAACUAUCGCGGCGCCAACGAUAACGAUACCCGUGGCAAAACUCGCAUUUUAACCAUGAGCACCCUCGGUGUCCGCAGGCCCGAGAUGGACCUGUCCAGGAUCCCGCCGUCCACGCACGGCCACGACUUCCACUGCGGCCUCAGCAGGGUGGUCAUGGUGCGCAAGACCGAGCAGAGGACUUUUGUUCAAGCUAAAGCCGGAGCGGCUCCUCAAUUGGAAACGGUUACCAGGGAGACUGUGGAGACCUUCAGCGGAGGUCGAAGGGUCACUACGUCUGAGAAGAGAGACGUGCAACCUGCCCCACCUGACGCGCUUCUCCUGCCUAGAUCCAAUGGCCACAGCAAGAGCAUCAGUCCUCGAUCGUCCGUUAGUCCGAUGGAGCCGCGAUCACCGGGCAACACUCUCGACCGAACCCCGACCAUUCCGCGAGCCAAAUCCGACUACCGCAUCAAGAGUCGCAAAGACUCGACCAACGACGGCUACGACGAAGAUUUCGCCCUCGAGUGCUUAAGGGCGCACAACGAGUUCCGAGCCAAACACGCCGCUCCACCCCUGCGCCUCAACAAGAAGCUGUGCAAGCACAGCGCUGACUGGGCACGCCGCUUGGCCAGCAGGGGCCACCUCGAGCACCGACAAAACUCCGACUACGGCGAGAACAUUUUCUGCAGCUGGUCCUCAAGUCCGAACCACACAGUCACCGGACGAGAGCCCGUCGACAACUGGUAUUCGGAAAUCAAGGAUCAUCCUUUUGGAAAGGAACCAAAGAACCUGAAGUCAGGCCACUUCAGCCAAGUGGUUUGGCGCGACAGCAGGGAACUCGGAGUGGCCGUCGCGCACAGCAGAAGUGGGCAAAUAUUUGUGGUCUGCAACUACCUGCCCCCUGGAAACUUCAUUGGCAGCUUUUCUGAGAACGUUCCGCCGCUUGGUGGGUUCCCGAAGGACAGACUGAUAUCUCCUGGAUCUGAGAGUGAUGCCAGCAGUAUUGACUCUGAGGAAUUCGUCAAAGAUGGCCUCAAAGUGCACAAUGACUACAGGAAGAAGCACGGCGUACCUGAACUGAGCCUCAGUGAUGAUCUAUGCCAAUAUGCAACAGAGUGGGCAAAAACGCUUGCCAAAGAAGACCGUUUUGUGCACAGGCCGGACGUCAAGUACGGCGAAAAUAUUUUCUCAGUCUGGUCAUCGGACUCGACGGUGUCAGCCAAAGAAGCCUGCGACUACUGGUAUAAAGAGAUUCGCAACCACACUUUCGGCAUGGAACCCAAAAUUCUGAUGACUGGUCACUUUUCGCAAAUGAUCUGGAAGGCGAGCAAGGAGCUGGGACUGGGAUUUGCCCGAGGCAAGAACGGUCGCAUCUUCAUCGUGGCCAAUUAUCAUCCCCGUGGCAACGUGAUGGGCCAGUUUGUGGCCAACGUGCCCCGACCCGUCUGAACGUCGCUACGACGCGGCCCGUCCUAUCGGGGCCGCGUCGACCACAAUGCGACUCAGCCACGUGUGAUUUUCCUGCACUAGGACACGACAUUCCGUAAUUGGCUCCGCAUUGUGUAGUUCUUUCCUAGAAACACUUUCCAAAGUAGAAUAUUAAGAAUUUAGACGAAAACAAAAUUGUAACAAAAACAUUUGAACGCUGAAGUGAUUUGUGAAAAAUGUAUGGCCAAAAAAAUUGUAUUGAUUGGUGGUAUUUCCAAGCUCAUCUUUUCAGCUGUGUGUUUUUAAUAAUUUAAAAUUGUUGUAAACCUUUUUCUAAUUCUUUUAUAAAAUUCUACUGAACGCGCAAUGGUCAGCUAUUUGACCAAUGUUAAUUUAAAACUUAGGAAUUGAUUAAAUUAACAAUCUUCGAAUAUGACUUAAAGUUAAUUUCAAUUUAUAUUAAUUUUAAAUUAUGUGAUAAUGUGAAAAUGACAAAAUUAUAAAGUUGAUUUGAUCCCAGAUCUAGUUAAUAAUUAUAACCAUAAAUUGUAACCAUCCAACAUGGAUUAUCUGCACAUAUUGUAUUAUAGCUUCCAGUUGUUGCACAUGAAAAUCAAGCUAAUCAAAAGAAGCUUCCUAAUAAUUGAUGUUUUUGCGAAUUAUUUAUGAUUGGCACUGUCGGUGUUGAAAAUUUUACCAAGCUGUGAUAAAUCGAAUUUUGCAAUGGAAUUUUUCCUCGUCCAGACGGAAUCUACUGUUUUGCAAUUUCAAUUUCUAUAUUAAUAAUUAAUGUAGCUGAGAAAAAGAAAUCAUGUCUCCAUUAUCAGCUUUAUUUGAUGAUUUUAUUGACGAAUUUUUCAUGUUAUAAUUAACAACAAACAAUAAAUCAGGCGUGUUUGUGCCACACAAAAUGAUGAUUGGUU